AUGACUAUCCCGAAGAUUUGCCUUGUUCGUGAUUACCACCAAACUCCAAUCGAGGCCAGUGAUGUACCGAAAACUGCAGUGAGCACUCCCUUUGGGUUAGUCGAAUUCACCCGUAUGGCCUUUGGUCUGAGGAACGCCACUCAAACUUUUCAGCGGUUUAUUGAUCAGGUGCAGCGAGGCCUCCACUUCGUCUACGCCAAAAUUGAUGGUUUGCUGGUGGCUAGUUCUGUAGCUACUGAACACGAGGUUCAUCUUCGACAAGUUUUUGAACGACUCAACUCCUUCGGCGUUGUAAUAGAUGCUGUUAAAUGUGAGUUUGGAGUCCCCAGUCUACUCUUCCUGGGUCACGAAGUGAACUCUGAUGGGAUAAAACCCGUCCCUGAAAACGUUUCGGCCAUAUCAACUUUCCCCGUUUCGACAACCAUCAAUCAGUUACGCCUCUUCUUGGCGAUGGUGAACUACUAUAACCGUUUUCUUCCCCAUGGUGCCACCAUACUGCAGCCACUCAACAGUCUGUUGGCUUACGCCAAGAAGACACUGGUAAUGACUGAGGAUGCCGUCAAGUCCUUCAAUGACGUCAAGGCCGCACUUGCGAUCGCAACACUGCUUGCUCACCCCCGCGCCGAUGCCCCUCUAACUCUCAUGACAGAUGCUUCCAUCACUGCCGUUGGUGCAUCACUUCAGCAAACUGUUAGUGGCGUUCUACAGCCUCUGGCUUUCUUCUCGAAGAAGCUCAGCCCAGCAGAAACCCGCUGCAGUGUCUUCGGCCGAGAAUUCCUUGCUGUCUAUCUAUCCAUCCGGCACUUCCGACAUUUUCUUGAGGGUCGCGAAUUUGUCGUUCUAACAGACCAAAAGCCACUCGUUUUUGCACUGAGGACCUCUCCCGAUCGAUACUCGCCCCGUGAGAUUCGUCGUCUAAAUUUCAUCUCACAGUUUCCCUGCGACACCUAA
This is a messenger RNA of Spirometra erinaceieuropaei, 951 nucleotides long. NCBI's taxonomy places the organism in Eukaryota, Metazoa, Platyhelminthes, Cestoda, Diphyllobothriidea, Diphyllobothriidae. The record is from the annotation of a GenBank genome assembly.